Messenger RNA from Stegodyphus dumicola, 3208 nucleotides. Its product is annotated as atrial natriuretic peptide receptor 1-like. Gene Ontology annotation, cellular component: plasma membrane. Gene Ontology annotation, molecular function: peptide receptor activity; adenylate cyclase activity; ATP binding. The record is from RefSeq and is a predicted model, not a curated record. Gene Ontology annotation, biological process: protein phosphorylation; cGMP biosynthetic process; intracellular signal transduction. Lineage: Eukaryota; Metazoa; Arthropoda; Arachnida; Araneae; Eresidae.
UUCCAGUGGCGACACAUCGUGAUAUUUGUGGACGAAUCAGAAACUUCAGAGAAUGCUCUUCGGCGGAGCUUAAAUCUAAUCAUGAGAGAAACGAAUUUUCAGGUCUAUCCUGUGUACAAAGAGUUUGUAUCAUCUGCCUCUCCAAAUUAUAAGCAAAUGUUGAGAGAAGCUAGUAAUCAUGCAAGAGUUUUCGUCCUUCUGGCCUGUGGAAACGUCGUGAGAGAAAUACUGCUUUCUGCUUAUGAUUUAGGUAUGGGAAAUGGAGAAUAUGCAUUUCUCUCAGUUGAAUUAUUGAAGCAUAAAGACGGAAGUAAGCAGUUCUCCUGGUAUAUAGAAAGUGACAAGAGGAACAAGGAUGCCCGCAACAUAUAUGAAUCCCUCAUGAUCAUAUCUGUUCGUGUUCCAGUUCGGAAAGAAUAUCAAGAAUUUAUAAGAGAUGUUCAAGAAGUUUCCAGAAGACAAUUCUCAGUAGUUCUAGAAGCAGCCGCGAUCAAUCCGAUUGUUGGGUCAUUCUACGACUGCACUCUCUUGUAUGCGUAUUCCCUGAAUAAAACUAUAUCAGAAGGAGGAGAUCCAAAUGAUGGAGAAGCUGUUGCAAGACAGUCCUGGAAUUCUACUUUCUUUGGGGGUAAUGACUUCUUUGGCGGUAAAGACAUAAGGCUAACGGGAGACAUAGUUAUUAAUGAAAAUGGAGAUCGUGAGGCUGACUAUACUUUAAAUGACAUGGAUCCCUAUACUGGUAUUAUGGUGCCCGUUGCCACCUACUUUGGAGCGCGAAAGGUUUAUGAUAAAAUAGAAAAUGCGGAAAUCAACUGGCCAGGAAAACACGGCCCUCCCUUAGACAUACCAGUGUGUGGCUUUGCAGGAAAUGCCCCGGAAUGUCUUCCUAGAACCGAAUUUCCUCUCGAAGGAAUAGUAAUCUGUAUCAUUGCUGCUCUGGCAGUUUUGUUAUCCAUAAUUGGAUUUUUUGCAUACAAGAAAAUUAUCCUAGAAACGCAACUGGCUGAUCUUUGGUGGCGAAUCGAGUGGACGGAUCUCGAGUUACUGGAUUCUUGUCAUUUAGGUUCCAGCCUUAGUUUUGCGAAGAGUCACCACAGCAAGUCAACGCCUACUAAAAAAUCUUCAGAUGGGGGAAGUACCGUGCCAUCUACAACUGGUGGCCAUGUUGCUAUAUAUAAGGGCAUGAAAGUCUCUAUUAAGUAUAUAAAUGUUAACAAGGUUCAGCUGUCUAGAAGCUUGCUCUUGGAUCUUAAAUUAAUGCGAGAAAUGACCCAUGAAAAUCUUCUGAGAUUCGUAGGACUCAGCAUAACGGAGCCAAACUUUGCCAUUGUUUACGACUAUGCUACCAGAGGUUCUUUAUUUGACAUUCUGGCAAACCAAGCAAUUAAUAUAGACUGGGUGUUUAGCUGUUCCAUCAUCACAGAUAUUGCUGAGGGAAUGAAUUUCAUUCACAGCAGUAAAAUAGAAUAUCAUGGAUGCUUAAGUUCCGAAAAUUGUCUCAUAGAUGGACGCUUUGUUGUCAAAUUAAGCGAUUACGGUCUUCGAGAGUUAAAGAAACAGUUACCUCAGUCCGAUUCUGAAGAUGCCAGUACUCUAUUGUGGACUGCUCCAGAACAUCUGCGUCGAAAAUAUCCUAGGCUUGAGGGUUCGAAAAAAGGUGACGUGUAUUCUUUUGCAAUCGUGCUUCAAGAGGUUGUCACAAGAAGAGGUCCCUUUGAACCAGCUGAAAAUGCUGGAUUGCAUCCCAGUUACAUUAACCCUGAAGAUAUUCUAGACCAAUUACGAAUGGGUACUACACCGCCUUACCGUCCAGAGAUCACAGAAGAUGAAUGCCAGGUGGAUAUGCUGGAUCUCAUCAAAAUGUGUUGGGAAGAAGAUCCUGAAGCUAGGCCUAGCUUUCCAGAAAUAAAACACAAGUUAAGAAGAAUAACAAAGGGCAUGUCAAGUAAAAAUUUUCUGGACAACCUUCUGAACAGGAUGGAGCAAUAUGCCAAUGAUUUGGAAAGCUUAGUGGAUGAAAAGACCCAAUCCCUUUACGAAGAAAAGAAGAAAACAGACGAAUUGCUUUACCAAAUGAUUCCCAAAUACGUAGCCGAUGAACUCAAAAAAGGUUGUCACGUGAAACCAGAGUUUUUCGAAUCUGUUACCAUUUUCUUCAGCGACAUUGUAGGUUUCACUGAACUCUCAGCUCAGAGUACUCCUUUACAGGUUGUGGAUCUUUUAAAUGACCUGUACUCUUGCUUCGAUUCGAUUAUUGAAAAUUUUGACGUUUACAAGGUCGAAACUAUAGGCGAUGCUUACAUGGUGGCAUCAGGAUUACCUGUGAGGAAUGGCAAUAACCAUGCAAGGGAGAUAGCUCGUCUGGCAUUGCGUCUUGUCUCUGCUUUAGGUGAUUUUCGCGUUCGACAUAUGCCCAACCGAAAACUUAAAAUUCGGGUGGGGAUCCAUUCAGGUCCAUGUGUUGCAGGCAUUGUAGGACUUAAAAUGCCAAGAUACUGCUUAUUUGGUGAUACAGUCAACACUGCUUCAAGAAUGGAAUCAACAAGUGAAGCCAUGAAAAUUCAUGUUAGUCAUCAAGCAAAGACAAUACUUGAUGAUUUUAAAACAUUUGUCAUAGUACCAAGAGGAGAAAUCGAGGUCAAAGGAAAAGGAAUGAUGAAAACUUAUUGGCUGGAGAAUGAAUUAGAAAAACCAAAUUUUUAGAAGUGAUUAGUAUAGGUAAGAUACAUACAUAUAAGCACCAGCACCUGCAUAAGGAUUCAAGACCGAAUUUUGUAACAAGAUAAUAAUUUGUAAUCUUAAACACCAUCACUAAAAUAGUUAUGUCUGUGCUUUUGCCAUUAACAGAAUUUACCUAUGAAAGCAAUAUACUAGGCAUGCAAUUAAUAUUUAUGAAAUGAAUACAGAAUAUUAAUAUAAUUUCAAUAUAUUAAAAAUAUAAUGAAAGAUAAUGAGAUAAAACUUCAAAAAUUAUGUGUAUGCAGGGGGGGGAAGAAAAAAAUUUCUUUUUUAGCAUUCUUUGUGGUGAUAUAAGUAACUACCACACAGCAUGUUUUUAAAUGAAAUUUUUCUAUUUUGUAGAUCAUAAAAAUGUAUCAAACUUUUAAUGCAAUUAAACAGUGAAUAAAUCUAUAGAUAGAUAAUUUUAAUCAUUACUUCAUCUUAGCCGUGCUUUAUUUAAUGAAUUCAAAUAUAUAUAAAUAAAACU